AUGCCGCCGCUGGGCCUGUGCGAUGAUGUGCCCGUUUAUGGGACAGACGGCGUGAGGCCAGCCAGGCCUACAAGAGCCGGCCUGUUCAAACGGCAUCUGGCAAGCAACCCAGAAUGGCCUAUUGACAUGAGGACAGUUUGCAGGAUGGGAAUGCUACGGGAUGACUUCCGCCAAAACCCUACAGAUGUUGUGGUGGCAGCUGGAGAGCCUGCCAUACUGGAGUGCCAGCCCCCCCGCGGACACCCUGAGCCAACCAUCUACUGGAAGAAAGAUAAAGUCCGGAUCGAUGACAAAAAAUUUAAAAAUAUAUUCAUUGUUUUGAAACAGAUACGUGGUGGGAAGCUGAUGAUCUCCAAUACAAGAAAAAGUGAUGCUGGCAUGUACAUUUGUGUUGGAACAAACAUGGUGGGGGAGCGAGACAGCGAUCCAGCAGAGCUGACUGUCUUUGAGCGGCCCACGUUUCUCAGGCGACCGAUCAACCAAGUGGUGCUGGAGGAGGAGGCCGUGGAUUUCCGGUGCCAGGUGCAGGGGGAUCCCACACCUACAGUCCGGUGGAAGAAAGAUGAUGCAGACUUGCCGAGAGGAAGGUAUGACAUCAAAGAUGACUACACUUUGCGCAUUAAGAAGGCCAUGAGCACAGAUGAAGGAACCUACACAUGCAUUGCUGAGAAUCGAGUUGGGAAAGUGGAAGCCUCUGCUACCCUCACGGUGCGAGCUCGCCCUGUUGCUCCCCCACAGUUUGUAGUGAGACCACGAGACCAGAUUGUAGCCCAGGGUCGAACAGUGACUUUUCCUUGUGAAACUAAAGGCAAUCCCCAGCCAGCUGUUUUCUGGCAGAAAGAAGGAAGCCAGAAUCUACUCUUCCCAAACCAGCCUCUCCAACCCAACAGCAGGUAUUCAGUGUCACCGACUGGAGACCUCACUAUUACCAACAUUCAGCGGUCUGACGCAGGUUACUACAUUUGUCAAGCACUGACGGUUGCUGGAAGCAUUUUAGCAAAGGCUCAGCUGGAGGUUACUGAUGUCUUGACAGAUCGGCCUCCACCCAUCAUCCUCCAGGGGCCAGUCAAUCAGACACUGGCAGUGGAUGGGACAGCCUUGCUGAAGUGCAAGGCAACCGGCGACCCCCUUCCUGUCAUCAGCUGGUUAAAAGAAGGAUUCACCUUCCUGGGCAGAGACUCUCGAACAUCCAUACAGGAUCAGGGGACACUUCAGAUUAAAACUCUUCGGCUGUCCGAUACUGGGACUUACACUUGUGUUGCUACAAGUUCCAGUGGGGAGACAUCUUGGAGUGCUGUGCUGGAGGUGACAGAAUCUGGUGGAGCAACAGUCAGUAAAAAUUAUGAUAUAAAUGACCUCCCUGGGCCACCAUCCAAACCUCAGGUCACUGAUGUUACUAAGAACAGUGUCACCCUGUCCUGGCAACCAGGGACCCCUGGAAGCCUACCAGCUAGUGCGUAUAUCAUUGAGGCUUUUAGUCAAUCUGUGAGCAACAGUUGGCAAACGGUGGCCAACCAUGUGAAGACCACUCUUUACACUGUCAGAGGACUGCGCCCCAAUACAAUCUACCUGUUUAUGGUCAGAGCUAUCAACUCACAGGGUCUGAGUGAUCCCAGUCCUGUGUCAGAUCCUGUCCGAACACAAGACAUCAGCCCACCAGCACAAGGUGUGGAUCACAGGCAAGUCCAGAAAGAACUGGGAGAUGUCAUUGUACGACUACAUAAUCCUGUUGUGCUGACACCCACGACAGUUCAAGUCACCUGGACGGUUGACCGCCAAUCCCAGUUUAUUCAGGGCUACCGCGUAAUGUAUCGCCAGACAUCUGGUCUGCCUUCUCCAGCUGUAUGGCAGAAUUUGGAGGUCAAAGUCCCAACUGAACGCAGUGCUGUACUCGUCAGCUUGAAAAAGGGCGUUACUUAUGAAAUUAAGGUUCGCCCUUACUUCAAUGAAUUCCAAGGAAUGGACAGUGAAUCAAAGUCUGCUCGCACCACAGAGGAAGCUCCAAGUGCCCCUCCUCAGUCUGUUACUGUCCUGACAGUUGGAAACCACAACAGCACAAGCAUCAGCAUCUCCUGGGAUCCUCCUCCUCCAGAUCACCAAAAUGGAGUCAUCCAGGAGUAUAAGAUCUGGUGCCUAGGUAAUGAGACUCGAUUUCAUAUCAACAAAACAGUAGAUGCAGCCAUUCGGUCUGUAGUAAUAGGUGGCCUAUAUCCAGGUAUUCAGUACCGCGUGGAAGUUGCUGCAAGCACCAGUGCAGGUGUGGGAGUAAAAAGUGAGCCACAACCCAUAAUAAUUGGAGGUCGAAACGAAGUUGUCAUAACUGAAAAUAACAACAGCAUAACUGAGCAAAUCACUGAUGUCGUCAAACAGCCUGCCUUUAUAGCCGGCAUCGGUGGUGCAUGCUGGGUAAUUCUGAUGGGUUUCAGCAUCUGGCUUUACUGGCGCAGGAAGAAGAGGAAGGGGCUCAGCAAUUAUGCUGUCACUUUCCAAAGAGGAGAUGGAGGACUAAUGAGCAAUGGAAGUCGACCAGGUCUGUUGAAUGCAAGUGACCCCAGUUAUCCUUGGCUUGCAGACUCUUGGCCUGCCACAAGUCUGCCAGUAAACAACAGCACUAGUGGACCGAAUGAUCUUGGCAAUUUCGGUCGUGGAGAUGUGCUGCCACCAGUGCCAGCGCAAGGAGAUAAAACAGCUACUAUGCUUUCUGAUGGAGCCAUUUACAGCAGCAUCGACUUCACCACGAAAACUAGUUACAACAGUUCCAGCCAAAUAACGCAAGCUACGCCAUAUGCCACCACCCAGAUACUGCAUUCCAACAGCAUCCAUGAGUUGGCUGUUGACUUACCUGAUCCUCAGUGGAAAAGCUCAAUUCAGCAAAAAAAUGACCUGAUGGGAUUUGGUUACUCUCUACCAGACCAAGGCAAAAGCAACAAUGCCUUGCUUUACAUCCCUGACUACCGCGUGGCUGAGGGAUUGGCUAAUAGAUUGCCACACAACCAGUCACAGGAUUUCAGCACCACCAGCUCCCACAACAGCUCCGAAAGGAGUGGAAGCCUCUCAG
Molecule: messenger RNA, 3058 nt
Organism: Apaloderma vittatum (bar-tailed trogon)
Lineage: Eukaryota; Metazoa; Chordata; Aves; Trogoniformes; Trogonidae
Gene: ROBO2
Product: roundabout, axon guidance receptor, homolog 2 (Drosophila)
Exons: 21
Molecular function (GO): protein binding
Source: RefSeq, a predicted model, not a curated record